AUGCAUAGCACAUUGGCAGCAAUAGUAAAGAACAAUAUUGAGUACAAAAUUUUACCUUUUCAAUUUUUUUUACUAACUUUUUUGGGAAUAUGGUGCCCAAGUAAUUGGUCACUAAAAUCUAAGACUGCUCAUAAUGUAUACUUCACUUUCAUAUUUUUUUUAGAUUUUCUAAUUUGCAUAGAAAUGUUUAUUCAUUUUGUAUCAAGUUUUGGUACUGAUAAUUUUAAACUAAUCAACUUUUUUCUUGUAAGCGCGAACAUAACGGCAGUUUACAAAUCUAUAAGAUUAAUGCAAAAUAGAGAAGUUCUGAGGUAUUUUAUUAUAAGUUAUUUUGACUACGAGUGGACUAAAUCACACGAUUCAGUAGAACACGAAAUUAAUUCAAAAAUCGAUUUGAGAAUAAGACGAGUUACCGUUAUUUAUUCUGCUUCUAUGAUAGGAAUAGUUUUAUUAAAAGCCAUGUCGCCAAUAGCAGAAUCAAAUGGUAUAUCUUUGCCAGUAGAUGCCUGGUACCCAUAUUCUAUCGAAAAAUCGAGAUGGUUUUGGAUUACUUAUUUACAUCAAGUAAUUCUUGGCUCUUCAGCGGUCGGCGCUCACAUUGGAAUAGACACUUUAUUUGUUGGUUUGUUGUUAAAAACUUCUGGACAAAUACAUUUACUUAAUUAUCGAUUGAGAAAUUUAAUGCUACUUAAAGAAUGCAAUUUCGCGAAGCUCAAAGAAUAUUCAGAAAAGAACGUAGUCUUACGUUGUAUAUACCAUCAUAAACGUAUCUACAGAUUUGGAGGGGAUCUGAAUGAUAAAUUUCAGGAAAUUCUCUUUAUUUUAGUAGUUUCUUCUUUACCAAACAUAUGUAUAAAUGUUUAUUCUCUAUCUUCUUACAAGGGUAAUAUAAAUGUUCAGUACAUAGCGACUAUCUUCAGUACAACAUCCGCAUUGUUGCAAUUUUUCAUAGCCUGUUGGUAUGGCAAUGAAACAACUUUCGAUAGUUUACAAGUGAUAAAUGCAGUUUAUGAAAUGGACUGGACCAAUUUUCACGUAUCGACAAAGAGGCUUCUUAUUUUUAUAAUGUUAAGGGCAUCAAAACCACUUAAAUUUUCAGUUGCGUACAUUAUCCCUAUGAAUCUAGACUCAUUUAUAAAAAUCAUUAAAGCUUCAUACACAGCAUUCAAUUUACUCCAGCAAACAACAAAUUAA
Molecule: messenger RNA, 1194 nt
Organism: Nasonia vitripennis (jewel wasp)
Lineage: Eukaryota; Metazoa; Arthropoda; Insecta; Hymenoptera; Pteromalidae
Gene: Or102
Product: odorant receptor 102
Exons: 5
Coding region: 1-1194 (397 amino acids)
Biological process (GO): detection of chemical stimulus involved in sensory perception of smell; sensory perception of smell
Cellular component (GO): plasma membrane
Molecular function (GO): odorant binding; olfactory receptor activity
Source: RefSeq, marked inferred